Messenger RNA from Clonostachys solani, 600 nucleotides. NCBI's taxonomy places the organism in Eukaryota, Fungi, Ascomycota, Sordariomycetes, Hypocreales, Bionectriaceae. The record is from the annotation of a GenBank genome assembly.
AUGGCUUAUGUAAAUGUUUUAAUCUCACACAGUGGUCACGGUUACACCGGCGAUGCUAAUUCGGAAGAAGAUCUCGACAGCCGCGACAUCGAAUGUGAUAAGCCUUGGGCAAUUUGUAAGUUUCUCCAUGGUUUGCUUACACCUAUCGAUGUUGUCCAGAAUCUGCGCCUGUCUGGUACAGUCGUCAUGGCUCUUGCGAAGUCCAGAGCUCAGCAGGCUCAUGUUCCUCCCGCAGCAGCGCAAAACACGCAGAGUGAAUUCGGUGCCCCAGUCCAGCUCGGCGACUUCCGGCAAAUCUGUGAGCUCGUUCAUAUGCCUGACGGCGAACAGGGCGAGCAAGUUGUAUACCUCCUCGUCGCCCGUCAUUCCAUGGAUGGUUUGGACCAGAGUAGGAAACAUCUCGAGGCGCCAGUGGCUCCGAAGCAGGUGUUGCAGUUUGGCUCUGGAGAGCUCCUUGAGCUUGGUGACUUGAUAGUAAUCAGCAGCGGCGUUGACACGGACAUGGUGAAGAAACGACUCUAUCUCGAUCUUCGGCACAGACGAAUUACUCUUCGGCUUUUCAAUUUCACUCUUCGCUGGUUUCGCCUAUGGGGUCUGUAG